UCUCAGUUCCUCUCAUAUAACCCGUAGGUUUCUCUCUCUCAUACUCCCUCAUUCUCUCACUCAUUUUUAUCACUGUCGACCAAUGCUUCCCAAUCCCUCCUCAACGUCUUUUUUCAGCAUGUCUAUCAGCGUGCAUUUUUUUGUGCUCUGCAACAGAUCGCCCGGUUCCUCUUUACCCCUGAAAAUAUUUCAUAUAAUGAAUGUUUCGACAAUCAUUCCCCUCUGCAGUGUCAACCUGUCGAUCAGCAAUAAUAUCAUCGUACACCCUCACGACGAACAGCGAAUGUCCAGUCAACAGCCCUCUUUUAAACCUCCAAACUUCUAAACAUGCCUACUUUUGCUUAUACAUGAGCACAGAUAUUAGACAUACAGGGCUUCAUCAAUGCCGACGGAAAUGCGUCUGCAGCGUCAGCUGGAACACAACAAGAAGCUGCGUGAGCAAUACGAGCGCGAUCGCAUCUCCGUCUCCCAGGCCAGCAUUCUACUGAUCCAAUUCUGCCAGGCAAGGCGGGACAUGUUCAUCCCUACUGUCUGGGGCGAGGUCGACAAGAAGGAUGAUCCCUUUGAGGUCCAGCCCACCGGUUGUGGCUGCAGCAUCAUGUAGUCCUGAUCCUCACCCACCAACUAGCCAUAAGCGAGAGAGCACUUGUCGAAUUCUGUAUACCCCCACCCAUGACACCCCAACAGGAGAAGAAAAAAUAUGCUCUGUUGAUCAGAGCGUUUACAUCCCCCAUACGACCAUCGAUAACAGAGACACAGCAAGAUCAAGCGUUGGCAGCUUUGACAACCCUUAUUGCAACAUUUACGAUCUUUCUUUCCUUUCCUCCUUUCUACCUUCAUUUCUUUCCAGUCGAGGUUUAGUGUGCUUCCGACUGUAAAUCUUCUCCUAUCCUUUCUACACUCGCUACCGUUACUCUUAUCCUAAUCGUACAUAGUACUUUGAUAAAUAAAAGUCCCUUGAAAUAAUGAAGCC
Messenger RNA from Gamsiella multidivaricata, 973 nucleotides. RefSeq names its product guanine nucleotide-binding protein subunit gamma. The transcript is spliced from 2 exons. Gene Ontology annotation, molecular function: G-protein beta-subunit binding. Gene Ontology annotation, biological process: G protein-coupled receptor signaling pathway. The record is from RefSeq and is a predicted model, not a curated record. Bases 383 to 604 code for a protein of 73 amino acids. NCBI's taxonomy places the organism in Eukaryota, Fungi, Mortierellomycota, Mortierellomycetes, Mortierellales, Mortierellaceae. Gene Ontology annotation, cellular component: heterotrimeric G-protein complex.